AUGUCAAUCACGUCGCGCAGCCAAAGCUCCUCCCCAGAUAUUCUCGGCCCUCCAGGAGACGCCGACUACUUGAUCUCCUCUCCGAUUAAACCAUUUACCGGUCGCCAAAGCUGGAUGUCUCCCGCCAUAAUAAAACGUCAGCAAACACCGGCCAAGCGACCGCGCGCGAGCCUCAGCCCGGGGAAGAGUGCGCAUUCGAUCCGCUUCAAUGAUUUCUUGCUUCCUGGUUCGCCGAGCAGGAAGCUGACUGGUCGCCAAAGGUCACUCUCCCCGGAAAAAAUUCAACAAGAUGGCAACGUGAGCCCGUGGCGUAUUAGGGUCACGCUCGAGGCAACACAAGAUGAAGAGAACCAUGUCGAAGCCAGCCCGUCGCGCAAACGACGUCGACCCUCUACCGUAACAACAAUGGUUCCUUUGAAAGACGAGCGCAGCCCUUUGAUGGAAAGAACACCCGCAAGAAAGCGUGGGCGCCCACGGAAGUCGGACACCCUUCCUCAGAAUGGAUCGCCAUGGCCAGGAAGCCCAGGACACACCCCCGGUCCAAACGAAGCCAGUACGGAGAAAAGGAAGCGCGGCCGACCACGAAAGGGUACCCCGAAGCCACAGCAACAGGAAACACUUAUCGCCGAGGAUGCGCCAACGCCAGCACAACCCUCGCCAAUGGAUAUGACUGCGGACGUUGCUGAUAUGGGUCUUGAUGAUGCGGGUCGUCAAUUGAGCCCGAUCAACUUGGCAGCGGACGAAGGUUUCGAUAGUGACUCUCUUGGAGCCGAUGACUUACCCGUUGCAAAUCUUCGCGCACCAACACCGGCGCAGCUCGAAACCUGGAACAAUGAUACUGGCCGCAAGUAUGGCAGAGCUACCUAUGAUACCCCGAUUAUUGGAGAUACAGAGCACCAUUUCCAAGAUAACGAUCAAAACAUACAUUCCACUCCUUCUAAGAUGCCAUCACCAACUCGAGAAAGGCAAGGCUCGUCUGCUAGAUCAUCGCGCCGCGGCACAACCUCAUCACCACGCACCUACCCAUCUCCUAGUCCAACUUCUUCGCCGGGCGAGGAAGAAAAUCGGGCUCGAGAGGAUCGCCUGCAAGAAAUUGAAGAGACCGAUCAACAGCACUCUACGUAUGAUGCAGUAGAAGACCCGACUGAUGACCAUGAAGAGUUCGAUUCCAUCAUGGAAAGUGAGGGCUUCACAAUGGUUUCCUUGGAUACUCUUCCCUCGGCCAAACAGUUCGGACUUGGACCUGGCGCUAGAAAUGCUACAGAUAAUGCUUCAAAAAUACUGAGGGACCGAGAGAAGGGCCUUAUCGGUGAACGAUUGAAGCGCAAGUUGGGUGGAGGCAUUGAUGAUCUACGAAGCGACAGUCACAGCUCUGCAAGGCCGAGUCCUUUGGCUCAAGGACUUUCUCCCGUUUCACAAAGCCCACAGUACCCUCAGCCGGAGCCAAUUCAUCCAAGACAGCAAACUUCACCACAUCCGGUGUCGUACCCUAACCUCCAUGAAACAGAGUCACCCGAGAAACCACAUGCCGAACAAGCUGGUACUUUUGAGCCCGAGGAAGAUGAGUUCCAGGAUGAUGUUGAGUAUGAGGAAGAUGAAUUUGAACAACCAAAUCAAGACGAGCUGGAUUUGGAGGAAGGUGGAGAAGAAGAUGAGCCUGUGAUGGUCGAAUCACCGCAGUCCGUAAGAAAAAGCCCGCCGCAACAUAGUCCAGCGGGCUUAAGCCAGGAUCGAGAACAUCGAUGGCAAAGGGAUCGAGAAAUUGUCAGUCGGCAUGCAGCGGAUGCGAUGAAUUCAGGGCGCCUCAUAUACAUCGAUAGUGAUGACGCCCCUCCUGAGGAUGCUGAUGGCAAGGCACUGGAGGACCUUCAGUCUGAUGCGGACCCAGUCAUUGAGGAACAGCCUUUCGACGAGGAACCUGAUGAAGAACCCGUCAACGAAGAGCCGUUCGAUGAAGAACCCCUUGAUGAACCUCUUGAUCAACAUAUCCGUCAACCUCCCCGCCAAACCAUUUACCAACCUCUGUAUGAACCCCUUGAUGAAGAACCCAUUAAUGAACCUCUUUAUGAAAAUCGCAAUCGACCUUUCCACCAAAGGGAUCCCCAAUCGCGCUAUGAGGUUCUUGACGGAAAUUUUGAUGAAGAAUUUGUCGAUGAGGAAAAUGACAAUGAAGAACCGCUCGACGAGGAACUGCUUAAUGAAGCACCUGAGUAUCUAGAGCCAGGAGUGAUGCCGGGGUCACAGCCCUCUCGGGAAGCCGGGCCGGAUAACAUCUUGGAAGAAGACGAUGAAUCCGUUGACAUUUGGCAGCAAGAGAAAGAUGUUGACGCCGAUGUGAAGAAGUCAGAAACUAGGUCACACCAUACCAGGUCUCAAGAAAGAGAUUUGGAACCGGAAGUGCCCGACGAGGAUGGCUUUGAUGACAUCUGGCAGCAAGAAGCACGAGAUCACAGUUAUAUUUCACAGCAGUCGGAUGAUUAUGGGUCACCUGUUCAAGAAAGCAAAAGCCCUUGGAAGAGGAUUGCUCGUAGUUCAGCGCAUCAGGGUAAUCUGAGCUCAUCCCCGGCUUACGUGACUGUGGAGCAUGAUGAUGCCCGGUACUUUGAUCGAACCCACAUUCGCAAGCUGCGCGAUCAAGAGGUUGAUCUAUCUGCUAUCAUGGCGAAAGAGGACACCCCUAACAGAGCCCGCUACUACAACGGAACAAGCACCCCAAGGAGUAUAUUGCGCCGGCCAGGCCUCCAAAGCUCCAUCAAUGAGUCCGCAAUGAAACCUGCCUCGCAAAAGCCAGAGAAAAGGGUGCGUCUGCAACCUAUCACCCAAAGCCCAGAGAGAGUUUCAGAAGUGGAAGACUCGCCUGCCGCGCAUCGAAGCUCGCAAUUUUCGCCACCGAAUGAAAUCCAUGCCAAUGAAAGUAUUUCAGGCUCUGACAAUAACGAUUCUGGGCAGGACUUCACGGCUACUCCAGAACCUCCGCACCAGCAAGAGGGGGAGCCCGAAGCAACCUGGUUCCAAAGAAUUACCAGCCUGACUCCCAGGUGGCUCAAAGCCCCACCCAAGUCUCGUUAUGACGAUACUUCUAGCGAAGCCUCUGAGGCCGAACAAGACUACGAGCAAAGUGACGAAGAAGAACCUGAGCAUAUGCAAUCGGCACCCGACAUCCGGGAGGACUCUGAGCACGAACCUCUUUCCAGUCCAUCGCACCAAUCAUCUGUUGGACAGGUGGACGAAUCGGCAAGAUCACCGUCUGUGGAUGAGGAAGAUCACCUGCCUUCCAUUGAGGAAGAAGCAGAGGAUCCCUGGAUUCAACCAGAAGUACCUGAGGACGCCAUGGAAUACGAUCCUGUGGCCGAUCAUGAUAAGCUAGAACGUCCGAAACCGCGUCCACGACCUCUGGCUGUCUUUGGCUACUUUUCUGAUGCCCAUUAUAAUUCUCUUCGGCGGAUCUACCGAAUGGCAAAGCGACACCCCGAGCGCUUCCCAUAUUUCGAUGCGCCUGGACGCGCUGAGAUUAUGGGCGACUGGAUGUGGACCUCAGACGGACAUCACGGGGUGCCUAUCACUGAAGUGCAAUUUGCUGUGAUUGAUCGUUUCGUACAUGAACUGUCGCACGCCGACAUCGAGUACGGCGGCAGUGGGCAGGUAGAUUGGACUGAAGCCGAUCUACAUCGGAGGCUGAUCAGCGUCAUCAUUGGCGAGCAAAUCCGAGAGGAGCGAAAAGCAAAGUCACUCCGAGGGGGCUCAGUUGAUACCUGGCGAUGA
This is a messenger RNA of Penicillium longicatenatum, 3762 nucleotides long. Its product is annotated as putative AT DNA binding protein. The transcript has a single exon. Bases 1 to 3762 code for a protein of 1253 amino acids. NCBI's taxonomy places the organism in Eukaryota, Fungi, Ascomycota, Eurotiomycetes, Eurotiales, Aspergillaceae. Gene Ontology annotation, molecular function: DNA binding. The record is from RefSeq and is a predicted model, not a curated record.